Encephalitozoon hellem ATCC 50504 is the source of this 3744-nucleotide messenger RNA. Its product is annotated as DEAD-like helicase. Bases 1 to 3744 code for a protein of 1247 amino acids. Gene Ontology annotation, cellular component: nucleus; chromatin. The transcript has a single exon. The record is from RefSeq and is a predicted model, not a curated record. Gene Ontology annotation, biological process: regulation of gene expression; chromatin remodeling. NCBI's taxonomy places the organism in Eukaryota, Fungi, Microsporidia, Unikaryonidae. Gene Ontology annotation, molecular function: histone binding; DNA binding; ATP-dependent chromatin remodeler activity.
AUGGGUUCAGAGAGUGAGAGUACUGCAAGUUCCAUUACCACUAGCGAGGAGUCCAGCGAGAAGAAAGUGAUGCCUAGGAAAAGGGGAAGGCCGCGUAAAAAUGAGGGUGGCAGACCAGCCCAAAGCCACUUCAAUCCUAUGCUUUACCAAGCGCCACUUGGAUACCAAUAUGCUCCAACAAUAGGGCCGGGGAUUGCACACAGUAUGAUUCCAGGAAUCCAGCAUGGGUUCUACAACACCUUUAAUUUCAAUCAAGGAUAUGGUUAUGGAUAUGGAUCGAGUGUUUCUCUCCAAGGAGAGGACUCACGGGCUCGGGAGACCAGCGGAUAUCGGGAAAGGAGCGAGGAGAGGAGUGUUUACAUCCCCGAGAGGAGACAGAAGAGGAAUGCGGCGAUGGUCAAGAGAACGUCGAUACCGGAGUCUGAGAGCAGCACGGAAGAAGCCGACGAGGAGUCUGAAGAUGGAAUUGAGAAGCUAUUGAAGUACGAUGCGGAGGGUGAAAAGUACUUUGUUAAGUUCAAAUACAAAAGCUAUCUCCACUGUGAUUGGGUUCCGAAGGAAGAGAUCAUGGCCACAAAGGUCGGGGCAAUGAAGGUGAAGAAGUUCAGGGCUGUUGAGGUCCCCUUCAACCCUGACUUUUUGAAAGUGGAUAGAAUACUUCAUGAGGAUUACGAUGGAGAGAAAGUGUUUCUAGUGAAGUGGAAGAGCCAGCCUUAUGAACUGUCGACGUUUGAGACUGCGGAGAGUGUGACGAAAUGCGAGGGGUUUGAGGAGGAGCUUAAGAAAUACAGAGAUAGAAAAAAGAUUAGGAACAUGAGGGUUGGGAUUGAGUGGAGGCCGUCGAGGGAGAACUUCAUCAAGUACGACGAGUCGCCUGUGUUUAAGGGAGAAAACAGGCUCCGGGAGUACCAGCUUGAAGGGCUAAACUGGCUGCUGAAUCGGUGGUACUAUCGACAGAGCUGCAUUAUGGCUGAUGAGAUGGGGCUGGGAAAGACGGUUCAGAGCGUGACCUUCAUCAAUACGCUUUUUACAAAGUACGACUACUGUGCACCUGUGCUUGUUGUGACACCUCUUAGUAUUAUUCCGCACUGGGAAAGAGAAUUUGAAGCAUGGACCGACCUAAGGGUAUUGAAGUAUCAUGAAAAUAGGCCUGGAAGAGCGUUGAUAGCCGAGUAUGAGUUUGUAUUAAAGAAAAAUAAUCUCGAGAUUAGAUUAUUUGAUGUGCUGAUCACGACAUAUGAUACUGUCAUGGCCGAGCAGGAGCAUCUAAGCCAAUUCCACUUUUCUGUGGGAAUAUUUGAUGAGGCCCACCGACUGAAGAAUGCAAAAUCGAAGGCAGCAACUGUGUUGAGGACUCUGAAGUUCAACCACAAGGUGCUAUUGAGUGGGACGCCGCUCCAAAACAACAUUUCUGAGCUGUGGUCUCUGCUAAACUUCAUAGACCCUGUGAGGUUUUCGAGCCUUCCACACUUCCUUGGGGAGUUCAAGAUGGAAAACAUCAACGAUGUCGAGAAGCUCCAAGGGCUUCUGAGGCCCUUGAUGCUUAGAAGGAUGAAGGAGGAUGUUGAAAAAUCGAUUCCUACGAAGGAAGAGACCAUUAUUGAGGUUGCCUUGACGAUGAUCCAGAAAAGGUUUUACCGAGCAAUACUUGAAAAGAACAUCGAGUUUUUAACCAAAGGAGGGAAGGACUCUGCGCCGAAUCUUCUUAAUGUCAUGAUGGAGCUAAGAAAGUGCUGUAUACACCCGUACCUGAUCAAGGGAGCAGAAGAGCAGAUACUUAGCGGAUAUCUGAAGAAGAAGAGGGAGAAGAAUAGGGCUGAGGGAGCGGAGAAUGAUAUAACGCUAGCUUCUGAUGUGCUGAAUGGAGACGAGCAUCAAGAAGGCGGAAUAAUAAGCGACAUUGACGAGUACUACAAAGUGUUUAUCCAGAGCAGUGGAAAGCUUGUGCUUCUGGACAAGCUCCUGGGAAAGCUGAAGAAUGGGCAUAAGGUGCUUAUUUUUUCCCAGAUGACUAGAUGCCUGGAUCUCCUUGCGGAAUAUCUUACAUAUAGAAAGUACAAGUAUGAGAGGAUUGAUGGGGGAGCCAGAACCGAGAACAGACAGGCAGCAAUUGAUAGGUUCAGCGACAAGACAAGCGAUGUCUUUGUGUUCCUUUUGAGCACUCGUGCUGGCGGCGUAGGGAUAAAUCUUACUGCGGCGGACACUGUGAUUAUCUUCGACUCUGAUUGGAAUCCUCAGAAUGAUCUCCAAGCACAGGCUCGGUGCCAUAGAAUUGGGCAGACAAGCGAAGUAAAGGUGUACAGGUUGGUGACUGAGAACACAUAUGAAAGAGAGAUGUUUGAUAAAGCAGGGCUGAAGCUAGGACUUGAUCGUGCGGUGCUACAAAGAAUGACCUUUGAGGAACACAAAAGCGAGAAGACCCGGAAGAAAGAUGCCAUAGAAACUCUUCUGCGGAAGGGAGCCUAUGGGGUCCUGAUGGAGACUGACGAUGCGUCUAGUAGAAAGUUUUGUGAGGAGGACAUUGAUCAAAUUCUUGAGAGAAGGACAAAGAUUGUGAAGCACUCUGACGGAGGGAAUGUGUUUUCGAAGGCAUCUUUCCAGGUUGAGGAAGACAUUGACGACCCCGACUUCUGGGAGAAUCUUCUUAACAAGAAGAAGAGUGAGGAGAGCGAGGGAAGAAUUAAGAGACAGAUGAGAAGACUUGCCAGAGAAGGAGGAUUGACUCAAGAGAAUAUUUCUGAGAUUGAUGGCCUUCUGAACACAAAGCUUGAAAACGAGGAUGAGAAUGUAUUUUACGAGAACCAGUGCCUACUCAUAUUCCUUGGAGUUCUCAGAUUUGGGCCCAGGUCUGUUGGGCUUGAGAUUCCAAAGCUGGAAGAGGAGGAUUUGAAGGGGGAUGACGAAGCACGUGUGUUACCUCAGUCAAAGCACUUCAAGGACACGGCCACGUACUUCAGGUAUCUUGUGAAAUAUGUUGUCGAUCAGUUCCAAAGCACUAAGGUGAGAUCAGACUUCUCUGACGGGAUAGAAGAGUUUCUUGUUGAUAACUAUGAUCCUUCGUUGUUUUCAAAGUUUGAGGAUGUAUAUAAGAAAUAUGGAGAAAGAUUUCUGCUGCGGAUCCAGGUGGUUAUGAUCUUGCACUCGCUUCUGAAGACAGAGGAUCUCUCAGUGGAGAAAGUCAGAGGAUGGACUAACGAUGACGACAGGAUGCUUGUUGAGUUGACGCUGAAGUAUGGAUAUGACUGCUAUCCUGAAACAAUCAGGAACAAGAACAUGGAGGACAUGAACCAACGGGUUAGGAAGAUUGUCUCUACGCUGAGCAGGAAGAAGGAGGUCCGUGAAGACAACAAUCUGUUUCAUAAAGCUAUAAUGAUGUUUGGCCGAAUAACGGACGACAACAGGGAGAGCAUAGUCGAGUUUCUCGGGGACAAAGACAUAGAAGGGCUUGAAGAGACCAUUAAUCGAAUCCUGGGGGAAACUAAAAGACACAAGCUCAGCAGCUCAGAGACCGAGUGUUUCGAUAGAAUGAAUUGGUUCAAUAGCUUAAGAUCGAUGGCAAAGAUUCCUCAGCCCAAGAGAGGAAUGCUCCCGAAAAAUUGGAGUGUCAAGACAUUGUCUGAGCUACGUAAUGAGCUGCUAACCAAGGGAAUUGCUUUAGCCGGAGAGAAAUUCAGUGUUAGCGAGGAAUUUAUAGUGAAGAAGUUCGAGGCUUUGUUUCCUCUAAGCAGGUCUAUACAGAAUUAA